AUGUCCAACCCCGUAGCCCAAUCCACUGAUGCCACCGACGCUCUUAAUCUUAAGGUGUCGGGCAUCGUCCAACUUAAACCGCAAGGGGCAGACUCGAACUACCUUGACUGGAGUUUCGUGGUCUUACUCCAUCUCCAAUCGCUCAAACUCGCUUACGUCCUCGAGUCCGAGGAUGCUGCUCCCACAGUCGCCGCCACCGUUGCCGCCACCGCCGAGACGAAAUCCCGUCCUCCCUCGUGGGCCAUCGACAGCAUUGCUGUCUCAUCCUUCAUCGCUCGUACCAUCCAUCCCAGCAAUCUCCGCUUCAUCAGGGCCCAUGGCACCAACGCCGCGGCGAUGUGGACCUCUCUCUCCCAAGCCCACCAGGACUUCUCUUCCGGUGGUCGAAUGCAUUGGUUGCGACAGCUUGUGGUCGCUCGCCUAUCCGGGGACGAUAUCGAUUCGCACAUCGAAUCGAUGGCUAUUUGCGCAGAACGCCUCGGUUCUUUAGUUACACCCGAGAAACCUUUGACAGUCGACGAUAUACACGCCACUGCCCUCCUGACCUCGCUCACGGACGACUGGCUUCCCCUUGUGGCAGUUUAA
Messenger RNA from Puccinia graminis f. sp. tritici CRL 75-36-700-3, 585 nucleotides. RefSeq lists its product as uncharacterized. The transcript has 2 exons. Bases 1 to 585 code for a protein of 194 amino acids. Lineage: Eukaryota; Fungi; Basidiomycota; Pucciniomycetes; Pucciniales; Pucciniaceae. The record is from RefSeq and is a predicted model, not a curated record.